CUGGCAGGACAAAAUACCGAUAAUGAGAUACUUUAAACAUUUUUUUGUCUUGCCCUAGCCUUUGUCGGGGAAAAUAUGGCGUCGUUAAUAAAGUUCAAGAGUUUUGUUCGUCCCAUAACAUCGAAGAAAACUGGGAUUUUGUAUAAUGUUGUCAGGACAAAGGUGCUGACGAAUGAGGAUUGGAAGCCUGGACCCUACCCGAAAACAGAGGCGGAGAGGAGAGCUGCUGCCGAGAAGUAUGGCAUGCCUUACGAGGAGUACGAGCCAUACCCUGACGAUGGUUGGGGUCACGGUGACUACCCUAAACUCCCAAAGAUUGGAAUGGCCCUGAGGGAUCCCUACUAUCCCUGGGAUUGGCCAGAAGAAAGGAGAAACUUCGGUGAAGUGCUCCACGUGGAGAGAAACAUCCUCGGUGAAGAGAAUGCUGACUUUGGAGAGAAACAAUUUGUCAGUGAUAAGACAGUUUGGACCGUAUUUACACUAGUAAUAGCGUUUUUCUUCGGAACGCAUUAUCUCCUCGAGCCCUACCAGUGUUUCCGGCCAGUGCUGGAGAAGCAAAUACCUAAGCCAGGAGUCGUACACUACACAUUCGAGCCUGCACGCUAAAUCAAUUAAUUCCAUAAAUAAUUUGUAGAGGAAUUCGUCAUUAAAUUAAUCUGAAUCUAA
This is a messenger RNA of Diachasmimorpha longicaudata, 666 nucleotides long. It is a transcript of the gene ND-ASHI, whose product is annotated as NADH dehydrogenase [ubiquinone] 1 beta subcomplex subunit 8, mitochondrial. Lineage: Eukaryota; Metazoa; Arthropoda; Insecta; Hymenoptera; Braconidae. Gene Ontology annotation, cellular component: mitochondrion. The coding region runs from base 76 to 606 and encodes 176 amino acids. The record is from RefSeq and is a predicted model, not a curated record. The transcript has 4 exons.